AUGUAGGCCUCUAAAAACUUACAAAAAGAUGAAGGUAUUUAAGAAACUUUGGUGGUCUGAGGUGAAGAUUAGAAGGUGUGAUCACCCAGCCUGGGAGCAGUUUUCAUUUGUCUUUGUGGAAUUAGAGCACCGAGUACUUACUGCUACUCUUCUGUAGCUUAAGAGAGAAAAAGUGAAAGGUACGUAGAAAGUUUGUAUAGAUGAUACUUAAAGUGAGGCCAAUGGACAUUGUCUAGGUAAUUUUUUUGUUAAAAAGCUUUAGGAUACUUGUGUUCAUUCCCAUUUUCAAGUAGUACAUGAAAAUACUGACACAAUGAGGAGAAAAAAACCCCAUCAACCCAAUAUUUGUUCUGUAUAAUAUGCAACAUUAAGGGCCCCAGAAAAUUAGGAACAAGCAGAACAUUGCCAAAAUCAUCACUGCUUUAUACUGACCUACAGACUUGCCCUAAUCCUAGUUUAAAGUUAUCCUUGAUGAGUUAAUAAAUCUGCAUUUAAAAGUUCUUUGCCAUUCUCAGGAUGUUCCUGUCAUUCAGCACUCUUUGGAAUAUCAUCUUGAGGUUGAAGAAGUUAAGUUCUCCCAACAGCAUCUUCUAUCUAGUCUUACAUUUAUUUUUAGGAUGUGUUUAACCUGAUCUGGGUGUUAUUUUCAGGUGGAAGACUUAAGUUUGAAUGUCUAAGCAAAAUACCACGAUUUUGUAUUCUGUUAUUAAUCUGUUGAAGAGAUGAAUUGAUUUUUUUUCCAGAGGCAAAUAUUAAAAGCUUCCAUUAGGGAACAUAUGUUUCCAGCCCACAGUAUUAAAGUACAGUUUUGGAAAUUCAGCCUAAUAUGCAUGGUGCUGCUUUAGUUUAGUUCCUGCAGCAUUUGUUGUUGCUCUCAAGGUAAUUAAAAGUUUCUUUGAGCUCCAUGUUGUGAUUUUAAUGUGGGCAAGCAUUAAAGACCAAGUGUUACUGUCCACUCUGGAAAUAAAUUUGCAACAGAUAUCGAAGAAACUAAAGAAACAUUCUUCUAUCAAACAUAAAAGUCCAUAGAGUAACAUGAAGCUGGAGGUAGAAAGGCUGUGUCUUUUGUUAAGAGCUCUGGAUGUUAACUGCCAAGAAUUCUUCAAGUUCUGUUAACUUCUUUGUAAUGUUUGGUUUAAUGAAGGCCAGUUUCAGCAAAAGCCUAGCCCAGACCUCUGAUGUUGUGCGUUUCUUCUUGCUUGACAUUCACAUUUAGUGAAUGAACCUUUUGCUCAUCCUGCACAUAUUGUGCUGUGGAAGUGCCAUUACAAGAGACAGGUGGAGUAUUGCUCCUUAAAAAGAACUUAAAGGUACUUAAAAAUGGAUAAUAGAAUUGAGAGGAGACACCUCCUCAGGGAGACCUGCUCAAUAUGCUUUUUCUUCAGCAUGGUACCUGGGGUGGUGGGGUGGGGUGUGUGCAGUGUGCAGGCAUGUUAGGAUUGCCUCAUUCAAGAGUGACUUCUGGUGGUCACUUUGCAACUCAUGGGUCUGGUUCUAGUCCUAUGCUGUGAACAUGUUAGUGUUUUUCCCUAUUCCAAACCAGAAGUGAUGGUAAAAGUAAGUGUAGGUCGUUCUUUACAGAGGAGGUUUCUGUUAAUUAUUUUGAGAUCCUUAGAAUGUAAAUGAUCUGUAAGUAAUACAGUAAAUCUUCACUGAAUAUGUUAUAAACCAACCAUUGACAACAGUAACGAAAGAUACCGUUCAGGUAACAUUGCCACUUUUAAUGCUAUAGGGGGGAAAAACCCACAUUCAGCUAACCUGGAUUAAAUACUGCAGUCAGAGUGCAAUGAAUAUAAAAAGAAAUUAGCAAACUUGACUUACUCAAAAUAAGAAGGAAAAACAUGCACAUUUUUUUAUUUGGUUUUAAAUUACAUAUAUGUUAUUUUGUUUAAAAAUAAAGUUUAAAAAAUAUUAAUUGUUCCAGACCUUUACAAAGGGAAAGAAAUUACUGAUUGCGAUAUGUAGAGCUCAGUCAGGAUCCCCCUCGUGUUUUGUAAUAAGAAAGCCAAAUUGCCUCAGCAGUGCACACUUCAUUUAGCUUUUCUGCAAUUAAAAAAUAAUUGAAAAGCUUUUUUAUUGUAGCAAGGCAGAGAGACUGUAAAUGCUUUGAAUACAAAGCAUUUAUGCGGUAAGGUAAAGAAUCAAUCGAGAGUACAAAGAUCAUCCUAGAAAAUAAAGACUGUUAUUUUUCUUGUUUACGUAACUCAGCCUACAGACAACUCACUACUGAAAAAUGUAUCAUAUAGGAAAAAUUAUAAAACAGUAUUUUAAAUUUUGGUUUUCUGAAAUGAAAUGCAUCUGAGACUUCACUGCUUUGUUUUUCAGCUUAUUAUGACACUUAGCUGCAUCCCUAAUUAAAAACCCAUUCCUGAAAGCAGCACAGCUAAUUACAUUUUAUUGUUUAAGGGUGCGACUGGGAUUAAGGGCACUGUUGCAAAAUGAUGGGUCUGUGUGUUAGUUUGCUUUAUGAUCCUACGUAAAUGGACCUAUGUUCAUGUUGAAGCUAUGUAAAUGCUGUUAGAAUUUGCUGUAUUUGUAGUCCAGCAAGAAAUUAUAGCUUAAUUUUGCCAAACUUCAAAUCCUGGAGAAAGGAAUACUAAAAUGAGGCUAUUUUACUGGUGUGCAAACAUACGCCUGGUGUGGCUUUCAUGGUAUUUUUAGUUCAGGAUGAAGCUUGGUUAUUUAACAUAUAUUUUUAUUUUCUGUCACGUCCUAUGACUUCCUCUUCAAAACAUUUUUACCUUCCACCACCCCCAUCACAAAAUACUGUUACUUAAAAAUUCAGUUACAUUUUAAUGUUAGAGAGAAGACCCUCAAAAAGUAUUGUUCAUUUACUUUAGGAACUUUGCCCUUCAGUGACAGUAGGUAUUUCCUCAAAUAUUUGUACACUUUAUUGUAUUUGGCAUAAGUUUGUGUGCUGUGUUCGCAGCUGAGUAUCUUUGAUGAACAAAGAAGAGAAAUCCUGCCAGAAACCUGUGGACAAAUACAUUGAGUAUGAUGCUGUUAUCGUCCUGAUUAAUGCUAUUUUAUGUAAAGCACAAGCAUACAGGCACAUUCUUUUCAAUACGAAGAUAAAUAUUCAUGGGAAGCUCUGUGUAUUCUGUUUGCUCUGUGAAGCUUAUCUCAGGUGGUUGCAGCUACAGGAUUCAAGCCAAAGUACAGAUCCAGAUGACUUAAUCAGAUAUGCCAAAGAAUGGGAUUUUUAUAGAAUGUUUGGUAUAGCUUCUUUAGAACAAACUUCAUUUUUGGUUGGCAUUUUUAUUACCUUAUGGUGGAUGAGACCUGAGAUGCUGAAAACAAAGUCUGACUUCAUUUUACUUCUCAAAGCACUGCUGUUGUCCAGCUAUGGAAAGCUUUUGCUAAUUCCAGCUGUUAUUUGGGAACAUGACUACACUCCUUUGUGCCUUGCGUUUAUAAAAGUAUUUGUCUUGAUAUCAAAUUCUCAGGCAAUUAGAGUUACAUUGAACUUGAAUCGAAUGCUCCCUUGGUUGGCCAUCUUCUUUGGAUUAAUUUUCGAAAAUGGUGUGGUCUACUUGUUCCAGAAAACGGGAUGGGAUGUUUGAAACAUCAGCCUGGAUCUAAAGAAAAACCAACAACGUGAUCAUUGUUUUUUGAAGAAUGAUCUGUACCAGCAGGCUCCAAAGACACUAUUUUCAUAGUGAUAAAGAAGGUGAUAGAUAACAAAAUCUUGCAUUAGUAGUGAGUGUAGACAGUUUUAGGAUAAGUUAAAAUGAGAACCUUUGGAAGUUUGGCUCUUCAUGUGGUGAGCCAUAGAACUUCAGCCUUAGCUUAUUUUUCCAUUAAAAAAUCUGAAUGUGCCACUAUGCUAAUAGCUUUAUAAAUCUGGCUGCAUAGCUAUGGCUGUAACAAAAAAGAUAUACUUAAAAAAAUUCAGCACUGCUACCAGUCACUGAAUUUUGGCAGAAAGAGGAGGAUGAAUUGUUCCCUUAAGCAGAAGGAAGGGAGUUAGUGGAAAAAUGUAAAAGCUAAAAUUUAUAUUUCCACAAAAACAGAUUUUCAAAGAUAGAAGUGAACAUGUGCAAACAGUUUAUUAGAGAAAAGGCAAGUAUUUCAGAGUAAAACUACAGUGGGAAAACUAGGUUGCAUUCUCUGGAAUGUCUAUGUAAACAAUCCAAAAUAAUAAAGUAUCUAGUUCUAGAGUAAUCUCUAGGAACUAUA
Molecule: messenger RNA, 4179 nt
Organism: Falco peregrinus (peregrine falcon)
Lineage: Eukaryota; Metazoa; Chordata; Aves; Falconiformes; Falconidae
Gene: ARV1
Product: ARV1 homolog, fatty acid homeostasis modulator
Exons: 5
Coding region: 2943-3563 (206 amino acids)
Biological process (GO): regulation of plasma membrane sterol distribution; intracellular sterol transport; sterol metabolic process
Cellular component (GO): cortical endoplasmic reticulum; Golgi apparatus
Source: RefSeq, a predicted model, not a curated record